CACAGACAGAGACACACACACACACACAGACUGACAGAGACACACACAUACACACAGACACACACAGACUGACAGAGACACACACACACACACACACAGAGAGUGUGUGGUGAUGGGGGGCCGCUGCGUCGCGACGCGCUUCACGCGGAUUUAAACUUUUGUCACGCACGAUGCCAAAGCGCACGUGUGUGCGGCGCGCGCUCCCGCUCUGUAUCCUCCUCUUCUUCCUCGCGCUGAUGUGCCUGAACCUCCAGCGGCGCCCCGGACCCCCGCCCCGACCCGCGCCCGGAAACAGCGCGUCUCCGGCGGCUUCCGUCACGGCCGAGCGCCGCUCCAUCCAAGAGCUCCGCGCGCCCCCCGCUGCGCCCGGGCCACGCGCCUCUGACCCGCGGCGCGGGGUCACCGCGCGCCCGCUGAGUCUGGAGGACGUUUACAUCGCGGUGAAAACCACGCGGAGGUUCCACCGGACGCGCCUGGAGCUGCUCCUGCUCACGUGGAUCUCCAGAACCAAAGAACACACUUUUAUUUUCACUGAUGCUGAAGAUGAAGAACUCAAGUCGUCAGGGUUUCAUGUGGAGGUGACCGGGUGUGGGUCUGAUCACAGUCAGGAGUCUCUGUCUUGUAAAAUGUCUGCUGAAUACGACGGCUUCAUCAGCUCCAACAAAAGGUGGUUCUGUCACGUGGACGAUGACAACUACCUGAACCCUGGAGCUCUGCUGUCUCUGCUGCGCUCCUUCCCCCAGGACGGGGAGGUGUACGUGGGCAGAGCGAGUCUCGACCGGCCCCUGAGCGCCCACGAGCUGCUGGAGGACAACACGACGAGGGAGGUGCACUUCUGGUUCGCCACAGGAGGCGCUGGUUUCUGCCUGAGUCGAGUUGUGGCAGAGAGGAUGGCUCCGUGGGCCAGUGGGUCUGAGUUCGAGAAGACGUCGGCUCUGAUCCGUCUCCCUGACGACUGCACCGUGGGCUUCAUCGUGGAGCAGAGACUGGGACUGUCCAUGGUCCACUGCCCCCUGUUCCACUCCCACCUGGAGAACCUGCUCCUGGUGCAGCAGAAGGACCUGAGCUCACAGGUCACUCUGAGCUACGGCAGGCUGGACGACAAACUCAACACCGUCGAGGUCAGAGGCGGCUUCAGCGCGGAGCAGGACCCCUCCAGGUUUAAGACGGUGCACUGUCUGCUCUACCCCUUUACCAGCUGGUGUCCGUGACCAAACCCAAAGACUCAAGUGUUACUGUGGUCCACUUAUAGACUGUUCCCAGUUUAGACCUGGUUUAGUUCUGGUUUAGUCUGGUUUAGUUCUAGUCUAGUCCUGGUUUAGUUCUGGUUUAGUCCUGGU
Molecule: messenger RNA, 1340 nt
Organism: Boleophthalmus pectinirostris (great blue-spotted mudskipper)
Lineage: Eukaryota; Metazoa; Chordata; Actinopteri; Gobiiformes; Gobiidae
Gene: mfng
Product: MFNG O-fucosylpeptide 3-beta-N-acetylglucosaminyltransferase
Exons: 8
Coding region: 171-1211 (346 amino acids)
Biological process (GO): regulation of Notch signaling pathway
Cellular component (GO): membrane
Molecular function (GO): O-fucosylpeptide 3-beta-N-acetylglucosaminyltransferase activity
Source: RefSeq, a predicted model, not a curated record